AUGAGCUUCCUCAAGUCAAGGUUCUGGCCUCAUGUUAUCCCCAUCAUCACCACCAUUCCCGCCGCGACACAUAGUAAAUUGCGCUUUCGUCUUGGACUUCUCCUUGGAAGCUCGCAUGGAUUGCUUGCACCUGCCCUAGCUUACCCCUCUAUCCAACGCUCCCCUGAGCCCGCCCCGCCAAACCCAGCAUCGCUAACACAUCAAUUGUCCGCCGGCGCACCCGCCUCACCGUCAUCAUCAUCCGUCGACGACCCCGCCGAAAAUACCGCUGACGAGGAGGAUUCUGAGGACUACUGCAAGGGUGGCUACCACCCAGUCCAGGUUGGCGAGAAAUUCAAGGAUGGAAAAUACACAGUUGUGCGCAAGCUAGGUUGGGGUCACUUCUCAACCGUCUGGCUGUCGCGCGACAACACCAAUGGCAAGCACGUCGCUCUAAAGGUUGUGCGAUCGGCUGCCCACUAUACCGAAACCGCAAUCGAUGAAAUCAAGCUCCUCAACCGAAUUGUCCAAGCUAAGCCAGACCAUCCCGGCCGAAAGCAUGUCGUCAGCUUGCUCGACUCCUUCGAACACAAAGGACCCCACGGUACCCACGUUUGCAUGGUUUUCGAGGUGCUUGGAGAGAAUCUGCUGGGUCUGAUCAAGAGGUGGAACCACCGCGGCAUUCCCAUGCCUCUUGUCAAGCAAAUCACCAAGCAGGUCUUGAUGGGUCUCGAUUACCUCCACAGAGAAUGCGGCAUUAUCCACACGGAUCUGAAGCCCGAAAACGUUCUCAUUGAGAUUGGCGAUGUUGAGCAGAUAGUCAAGAAGGUGGUCAAGAACGAGCCUGCAGAGAAGGAGAAUAACCGUAACGGAAGAAGGAGACGUAGGACACUCAUCACAGGCAGCCAGCCGCUCCCUUCACCUCUGAAUUCGACCUUUAACCAUUCGAACUUGUUCCCUGGAGGAUCAGCACCGAGCGUUGGUAGCGUUCUUGACCAAGGUACGGUUCUAGUAAGAAUAGCGAAUCUUCGCCCAAGUCGACAGAAGAAUCACAAAAGCAACGAGAAAAAUCAAGAUAUUCUAACCCGAGAGGUAUCCGGAAUUUCCCUCGAUAAGGCGAGCGGACCGACGGCCUCCACGGGGGAGAAGCGCAAGGCCGAGGACGCUCACGCUUUCGACGUCAUCAGUGUCAAAAUUGCCGACUUGGGAAACGCAUGCUGGGUCAACCACCAUUUCACCAACGACAUUCAGACCAGACAAUACCGAUCGCCGGAGGUUAUUCUUGGGGCAAAGUGGGGUGCCAGUACAGAUGUUUGGAGCAUGGCAGUGUUUGAGUUGAUUACAGGCGAUUAUUUGUUUGACCCGCAGUCUGGCACCAAGUAUGGCAAAGACGACGACCACAUUGCACAAAUUAUUGAGCUGUUGGGCCCAUUCCCACGAUCUCUGUGCCUUAGCGGCAAGUGGAGCCAAGAAAUCUUCAACCGGAAGGGCGAGCUUCGAAACAUUCAUCGGCUACGACACUGGGCGUUACCAGACGUACUCCGGGAGAAGUACCACUUCAAGGAAGAGGAAGCCAAGAGGAUCUCGGCAUUCUUGGUGCCAAUGCUAGAGUUGAUUCCAGAAAAGAGAGCCAAUGCGGGAGGCAUGGCCGGGCACAACUGGCUGGAAGACACUCCGGGUAUGAAGGGCCUCAAGAUUGACGGGUUAGAAGUGGGCGGACGGGGAGAGGGGAUUGAGGGAUGGGCUACAGAAGUGAGAAAGCGAUAA
Pochonia chlamydosporia 170 is the source of this 1746-nucleotide messenger RNA. Its product is annotated as protein kinase dsk1. NCBI's taxonomy places the organism in Eukaryota, Fungi, Ascomycota, Sordariomycetes, Hypocreales, Clavicipitaceae. Bases 1 to 1746 code for a protein of 581 amino acids. The transcript is spliced from 5 exons. Gene Ontology annotation, molecular function: protein kinase activity; ATP binding. Gene Ontology annotation, biological process: spliceosomal complex assembly; regulation of mRNA processing; protein phosphorylation. The record is from RefSeq and is a predicted model, not a curated record.